Messenger RNA from Gavia stellata (red-throated loon), 3197 nucleotides. RefSeq names its product zinc finger protein 618 (gene ZNF618). Gene Ontology annotation, molecular function: protein dimerization activity. The transcript has 18 exons. The coding region runs from base 1 to 2976 and encodes 991 amino acids. NCBI's taxonomy places the organism in Eukaryota, Metazoa, Chordata, Aves, Gaviiformes, Gaviidae. The record is from RefSeq and is a predicted model, not a curated record.
AUGGAAGAACCCCAGGCCGACGAGAGCAACAGCAGUGGGCGGAGGAGCUCUUCCAGCAGGGAGUGUUUGAAGAGAAGCCCGCGGAGCCCGAAAGCGGAGGGCUCCGAUUCGGUGACAUCUCAGUCCUCACCCAGUGAAGAGGCUGGAAUGAUGACUGAGGUGAAGGUGAAAACAGAGGUACCAGAUGACUAUAUCGAAGAGGUGAUCUGGCAGGAUGACACCAAAGAUUCCAAGAAGAACAUAAAAGAUGGGCCGGGAGAUGUGCCGGCGGAGAUCUGCGUGGUCAUAGGUGGGGUCCGCAACCAGCAGACGCUCGAUGGAAAAGCAGUGGAACGUGGCUCUCCUGUUGGAUAUACACGAAAUCGAUAUUCAGGGACCUGGAUUUUUGACCAUGCAUUGAGAUACACGUCCGGGUCUUACGAGUGUGGAAUAUGUGGGAAGAAAUACAAGUAUUACAACUGUUUCCAGACCCACGUGCGAGCGCACAGAGACACUGAAGCUGCCUCAGGUGAAGGAGCCUCACAAGGCAGUGCCCCUCUGGCUGCUGAAAGGGAGAAGAAGCCUCUCUCCAGAGCUGUGUUUGUGCUGCCCUGGGUGGAAGCCACAGAAGCAAACAAUUUUAGGUACACGUGUGACAUUUGUGGGAAAAAAUAUAAAUAUUAUAGCUGCUUCCAAGAGCACAGAGACCUACAUGCCGUGGAUGUUUUUAGUGUGGAAGGGGCCCCAGAAAACCGGGCAGACCCCUAUGAUCAGGCCGUCAUAGCAGCAGAUGAAGUGAAGGAGGAGGAGCCAGAGCCGUUCCAGAAGAUUGGUCCAAAAACUGGCAAUUACACCUGUGAAUUCUGUGGCAAGCAGUACAAAUACUACACUCCCUACCAAGAACAUGUGGCACUGCAUGCACCUAUUAAGUUCUCUCGAUCUCCACUCUUCGUGGCAGUGAAGACACAGGCGAGCCAAUCCAGCAAAAAAACACCGGCUUCAAUAAACCGAUGUUCUACCCUCCUGCACCGCACCCCCUCCGGUGUCCCACCGGCAUCCCAAUCCCAGAUGUUCCGCGCUCCAAAUUCUGGAUCCCCAGGAAGCAAGGCCAUUACAGCAGAAAGUGCUUUCAGCAGAAGAGUGGAAGGCAAAGCGCAAAACAACUUUGAAGAAACAAACAGCAAUUCUCAGAACUCCAGUGCUGUUCAUUCGGGGACAGAAAAACCUAAAGAAAAGAGGUGUAAGCAGAACCCAUCAGAAACCGCAAGUCCCCUGAUUUCAAAUCCUUUCCCGCUUUUACAAAAGCCUUACACCUGUGGAGCUUGUGGAAUCCAGUUCCAGUUUUAUAACAAUCUCCUGGAGCACAUGCAGUCCCAUGCAGCUGACAACGAGAACAAUAUUGCCUCUAGCCAGCCCAGAUCACCUCUACCUGUUGUUGAAGAAAAGUGGAAACCACAGCUCCAAAGAAAUAACGCCAACAAUACAUCCGCGAGCGGUUCGGUAGGGAACAGCGCGAUCCCAGAGAAGGAGCGGCAGAACAUUGCCGAGAGGCUCCUGAGGGUGAUGUGCACUGACCUUGGGGCUCUGAGUGUGGUGAGCGGGAAGGAGUUCAUCAAGCUAGCACAGACCCUGGUGGAUAGUGGAGCCCGCUAUGGUGCCUUCUCUGUCACCGAAAUCCUUGGCAAUUUCAACACACUGGCUCUGAAGCAUUUGCCUCGGAUGUACAACCAAGUGAAGGUGAAAGUCACCUGCGCCCUGGGCAGCAACGCAUGCCUUGGCAUUGGUGUCACUUGCCACUCACAGAGCAUUGGCCCCGAUUCUUGCUACAUCCUGACAGCUUAUCAGGUGGAAGGCAACCACAUCAAGAGUUACGUCCUGGGAAUUAAGGGCGUAGACAUUCGAGAUAAUGGUGAUUUUAUCCACCACUGGGUACAGAAUGUGCUCUCGGAGUUUGUGAUGUCAGAGAUCAGGACGGUGUACGUCACAGACUGCAAAGUCAAUUCCUCUGCGUUCUCCAAGGCAGGCAUGUGCUUGCGUUGUUCGGCCUGUGCCUUGAACUCAGUAGUACAGAGUGUGCUGAAUAAGCGAACACUACAGGCUCGCAAUAUGCACGAAGUGAUCGAGCUCCUGAAUGUCUGUGAAGAUCUGGCAGGAUCCACGGGCCUCUCGAAGGAGACCUUUGGCUCCCUGGAAGAGACCUCUCCCCCACCCUGCUGGAACUCGGUCACCGACUCCCUCCUGCUCGUCCACGAGCGCUACGAGCAGAUCUGCGAGUUCUACAGCAGGGCCAAGAAGAUGAACCUCAUCCAAAACCUGAACAAACACCUGCUCAGCAACCUGGCAGCCAUUUUGGCUCCGGUGAAACAGGCAGUGAUUGAGUUGAGCAAUGAGAGCCGGCCCACCUUGCAGCUGGUACUGCCCACCUACGUCAAACUGGAGAAACUGUUCACUUCCAAAGCUAACGAUGCUGGCGUAGUCAGCAAACUCUGCCACCUCUUCUUGGAGGCGCUGAAAGAGAACUUCAAAGUUCAUUCAGCACACAAGGUAGCCAUGAUCUUAGACCCUCAGCAGAAGCUGCGGCCCGUCCCACCAUACCAGCACGAAGAGAUCAUUGGCAAGGUCUGUGAGUUGAUCAAUGAGGUGAAAGAGUCCUGGGCAGAAGAAACAGAAUUUGAACCUUCAACCAAGAAGCCUCGGGCAGCAGGGGAAGCCACAGCAGCUCAGGAAGAAGAUUGGUUCGGGAAAAAUGAAGUCUAUGAUUAUUUGCAAGAACCUCUCUUCCAGGCCACCCCUGACCUGUUUCAGUACUGGUCGUGUGUUACCCAAAAGCAUACAAAACUAGCCAAGCUAGCCUUUUGGCUCUUAGCAGUGCCUGCUGUUGGUGCCAGAAGCGAAUGUGUAAAUAUGUGUGAGCAGGCUCUCUUAAUCAAAAGGAGACGGCUACUCAGUCCAGAAGACAUGAACAAACUCAUGUUUUUGAAGUCUAACAUGCUUUAAGACUGUCUUUUAAUUAAAACAAAACUUUAAAACACUGUUCCAAACAAAGAAAAAGAAUUUUAAGUUCUAAACACUGUGGACCUCAUUAUGAAUGCCCCUGGAAACCAAGUGCUUUUUUAUAUAUAUAUAAAAAUAUAAAUAUAUAUAAAAUUAAGUUUGAAAGGAAAGCUGAGCACGUGAGAGAGACAGCCCUCUGCCAGGAACGUGCUCCUUUCCAUAGA